UCUACGGUGGCUCUUCUUAACGACUUGUCUUCUAAUAAGGAUUAUAUCUAAACUUGCCAUUUACGUUUUACAAAGGAAUUUUAAAAAGCCUUACCUGGUUGUUAAUGCUUUGAAUACAACGUGCAUCUGCUGCCGAAAAAAAAAGGUGCAGGAAAUAUUGGUGGGGACUGUCCCCUUCAUGCCAGAGUUGGUGGGGACAUGUCCACACCAGUCCUUCAGGAAGUUACGCCUAUGCUACAUUGCCAACACCGACACGUAAAGCUGACAGCUCCUACUGAAGCCAAGAAGCGCCGUGCACCUAAAGCUCCAGAGCUUCCUAUUGUGGAGAGAAGAAACUGGCUGAUCCACCAGCACUAUCUGCGCAAAGACUAUGAGACCUGUAAGGUGAUCAUUAAAGAGCAACUCCAGGAAACCAAUGGGAUGUGUGAAUAUGCCAUAUAUGUUCAAGCACUAAUCUUACGUCUUGAGGGGAAGAUCCAGGAGUCCCUGGAGCUGUUUCAGAGCUGCGCCAUCCUUAAUCCCAGCAGCUCAGACAACCUCAAGCAAGUGGCCCGAUCACUAUUUCUUCUUGGAAAGCACAAAGCAGCUAUUGAGUUCUAUCAUGAAGCAGCAAAGCUUAAUGAGAAAGACUGGGAGAUCAGUCAUAACCUGGGUGUGUGUUAUUACUUCAUCAAAGAUUUCAGAAAUGCUGAGGAACAUCUAAACGCCGCUCUGCAGACAAAUAAACAUGACAAGACCUUCGUGAUGCUCGGGAAAGUUCAUCUGCUGGCUGGAGACGCCGACAAGGCCAUCGAAGUGUAUAAGAGAGCAGUGGAAUUCUCUCCAGAGAACACUGAACUCCUGACCACUCUCGGCCUCCUUUUUUUGCAGCUCGGGAAGUACCAGAAAGCAUUUGAGCAUCUUGGGAAUGCCCUCACUUUUGACCCCAACAAUUAUAAGGCCAUCCUGGCCGCAGGCAGCAUGAUGCAAACCCACGGUGACUUUGAUGUGGCCAUGAACAAGUACAGAGUGGCAGCGUGCGCCGUGCCGGAGAGCCCCCCUCUCUGGAACAACAUUGGCAUGUGCUUCUUUGGCAAGAAGAAGUAUGUGGCGGCCAUUAGCUGCCUGAAGCGCGCUCACUACUUGUCUCCCUUUGACUGGAAAGUGUUGUACAACCUGGGGCUGGUACACCUGACCAUGCAGCAGUACGCCUCAGCUUUCCAUUUCCUCAGCGCAGCCAUUAAUCUGAACCCACGGAUGGGGGAACUCUACAUGCUGCUGGCAGUCGCUUUGACUAAUUUGGAAGAUGUAGAGAAUGCCACCAGAGCAUACGAAGAAGCAGUGAAUCUUGAUGACCCCCACAGACCCAACCCCAUGGUCAACCUGAACUUUGCAAUAUUCCUCUAUAAUCACGGAGACAAGAAGAGAGCUCUGGAUCAAUAUCAGGAGAUGGAAAGGAAAGUCAACCAUCUACGGGAUAGCAGUAGCAACUUUGAGUUUGAUCUGGAGCUGAUGGACAUGGCUCAGAAGAUGGGCGCUGUCCUGCAGGUAACAGAUACUCUGGUUUGGACUAAACCCGGCAAGGACUCCAAAGCCAAGCCUCACUCUGCAGCAGCAGCCAAAACCCCGGGAGCUCCUCUCGGCACCAACCAAGCUCUGGGUCAGGCCAUGUCUUCAGCUGCCAGCUACAACAAGAACAUCCAGCUAACUACAGGCGUUUCCAAAGGCCCUUCCACAUCUCUCGAGCCAGAGCCUGAUGUAGAAAACGCCCCCAGCUCACCGACUGACCCUCCAGGCUGCCCAGAACCUGAAGAUCCAGACGGGUCCAAACCCAGAACCUCUAAGAGGAGAUCUAAGGUGAAGGAAACCCUGGGACAAUCUGAGCUCGAGCCAAGAUGGUGUAGACAGAGCGAUGCUUUUGAACAUUUGUAUCAUACGACUUUAUUGUAAAUCGCUAUACUUGCAUUUAUGUGUGGAUAACUGUUAGUGUUUCUAAGGAAUAAAGUAUUUAACAUUAGAUAAAUAC
Messenger RNA from Gambusia affinis (western mosquitofish), 2005 nucleotides. RefSeq names its product Bardet-Biedl syndrome 4 (gene bbs4). Gene Ontology annotation, biological process: cilium assembly; protein localization to cilium. Gene Ontology annotation, molecular function: protein binding. Gene Ontology annotation, cellular component: ciliary basal body. The record is from RefSeq and is a predicted model, not a curated record. The coding region runs from base 199 to 1929 and encodes 576 amino acids. The transcript has 17 exons. Lineage: Eukaryota; Metazoa; Chordata; Actinopteri; Cyprinodontiformes; Poeciliidae.